Penicillium waksmanii is the source of this 3969-nucleotide messenger RNA. RefSeq names its product putative nuclear migration protein. The coding region runs from base 1 to 3969 and encodes 1322 amino acids. The transcript has 2 exons. Gene Ontology annotation, molecular function: phospholipid binding; tubulin binding. Gene Ontology annotation, biological process: establishment of mitochondrion localization; microtubule cytoskeleton organization; maintenance of protein location in cell cortex. The record is from RefSeq and is a predicted model, not a curated record. Lineage: Eukaryota; Fungi; Ascomycota; Eurotiomycetes; Eurotiales; Aspergillaceae. Gene Ontology annotation, cellular component: mitochondrion; cell cortex.
AUGGCCAUGGCCAUGGCCACGGAUUUACAGUCCCCCGCGACCUCCACAAUUCACCCAUCGCCUGCGCAGUCUAGAUCCAGAGCCGCCUCAAAGGCAAGAUCCAGAUCUCGACCAGCGCGGCGCCGAAGAGACUCGUCUCCAGUCCCGUCCUCCCCACCCGGCCUGCCGACACCCGCUUUUUCGCCCGAAGAUGGACACACCGAUAUGGACGACGAUAUCGUCGAAGAAGAUACACUAUUGCCAUUUGAUCCUCGAAGAAUCACGCCCACACUCCAUGCAUCGCUCGUUUCUGAGAUCCUCAACCUCCGCCGGGAGGUUGAUAGUAAAACAAAGGCAAUCGAUUCGUUGGAACUGAGCUUGGACGAAUCGCGAACAGAGGGCGAGAUCCUCAAUGCGAAUUUGUCGAAGGCUACUCGGGAAGCUCGGUCUUUGAAGCAUCAGAUUCAGCUUCUCGAGGGUGGGACCUCGUCUGCGAUGGCAGAGUUGGCCCGAGAGCGAGACGAAGCGGUAGAAAAUAUUAACGAUGUGCGCAAGAAAUUUGAACAAGUGCAAAAAAGGGCUCGCAGUCGGGAAGACGAUGCCGAACGAACACAGAUGAUGUGGGACCAGGAUCGAGAGAAUUGGGAUAAUGAAAGGCGGAAUCUUGAACGGAAAGUUCACGUGGUGGAGGGUCGUUUGAAGACGGUUCUCAGCGAAGUUGCUGCUGCCCAAGAGGCUAGCAGUACUCUCCAUUCGCAACAAUCCAGCGAACACGAUGAUACCACCAAGGCAAAGAGCAAAGGAAGUGACACAGCUAGUGUGGCAUCGAGCAGCCAAGGCCGCCGGCGUGCUAGUAUGACCAGCGUGACGACCGAUGAAGGGGACGACCAACCCAACUUCCACAAUGUACGAUAUUCCGUGAUGAGCAUGGUAGCUGGCAAGGGCGAUUCCGGGUUGAAUCUCGCGCAAGAAUUGGAUUUCGAUGAGGAAGAGGAGUUUGUCAUUUCUGAUGAAGAAGGCCCGUCAUCGCCCGGUGCGCUUCCCGAAGAACGACCUUUAUCUGUCCACUCGGCUGCAUCUUAUGCUGUUUCCUCGAAGGCGAGAAAGAUCCUUGGUCUGUCGAUGCAAAGUACUUCCACCGCGGCGGGAGAUUACCGUGCGUUGGAUUUGGCGAGUCCUUUGAAGACACCAGAGCUACCUGCUGUUGAAUACUGUGAUAUGGGAAUUCAAUAUUCGCCUCCUCCGUCUCCCAAAAUACCGGCCGUGGCUGAGCCAGAGGACGUGCCUGCAUUUGUGGACACAGCAGUUUCAACCGAGCCUUACCAUGAUAUUCCCGAGAUGAAGGAUACUGCGACGAUCACUGUUGCAGCCGAGAUGACAUCAACUUCGUGCCAGACUGCGGAGGAUCUUUCCAGCGUCACAGAACUGGCUGUUGAGCAGACUGCCAAAUUCAAGCCAGUUGAAAUGGCAUCGGCAUCCACCCAAACAGAGGAUAUUUCUAACGAAGAACCCGCCCCAGUUCAAAGAGCUACACUAUCCCCGCAUGACAUUCCAUCAGAAAUGGAUGUUCCCAUGAUCACCAUCCACCCACCAGUCUCAGAGCCACCAUCACCACGAAACAGCGUGGUUCUUCCCCCGCAGACGAAGAAUGCGUCAUGCCAGGCCAAUUUCCGAUCAGUCAUUGAGGCACGCUCUAUCGCCAUACAAACGGAAGAGAUUCGCAUCGAUAACCGACCAGUAAAACUACCGGCCAGCCUCCUCCCCUCCGCAAUCCCCGACCUUCCUACUCGGGCCGAGACUCAAGAUGCUGGUGUGCAGCAGUAUCAACCGUACCGUCCGCCAGUACCUCCUCCUCGAUCCGCUAAACGACCGACGACAGCAGACCGACCCGUAAAACCACCCCGCGCACUAGCAUCUGAACUAUCCCAAGCUUAUCCAGGGAAUAAUGACAACGGCCCUCUUUCAGACGAUCCUAUGUCCGGGCUUCGACGUCCUUUCCGCUCUAGCAGUCUCUUUGCCGGUUUUGAGCAGCUGAGCGAUGACGAGGGCGGUGCAACGGAGCGUGACAUCUUCACAGAUGAAGAGUUCCUGAAUCGACCCUUCGCCUCGUAUAAGCUUCGCCGUGGCAAAAUGGUCAACUCCAAGCAAAGAACUAGCUUGGAUGAUAUCGGUCUUCCGGAAAUCGAUGAGCACCUAUCCGAUCCCGAGUCUCGACAGUCCAUCGAUACAGAGCGAGCCUCAACCCGCGGCGGCCGAGGCGCUUACGCUUCUAGCAGCAGACAGCCAGGUAUGCGCAAGAUGGCCAUGAUAUCCAGCGGGACGGCAGCGCACCAGAAGACUCGAGCCCGGAGCCCCAGUGAGCCAAGUCUCAGCGGCAGCGCAGGUUCAAGCAUUGCGCCUCCAUUCCCAGUUCCGAUCCGGUUGAGUUCUCGGAAGCUCCCAUUGACUGGCAGCGAUGGACCCCCGAGCCCGACCCGCUCUGCUGGUCGACAGUUCUCGGAUCGGGGUGCGCGCACAUCUCUCCACCGGCGACCAACACUUCGCCGGGUCCGAUCUGCGGCUGCGAUGUCUCAAAGUGAUCUUACUGAGCGUCCAGAGACACUGUCUUCGCCAACGCGAUCUACUUCUCCGUUUACAGCGGACAGUCCAACUGCAUACGCUGCAUAUCGUCCACCACCUAUGCCAUUUGACGAUAUCACAGCCCCUCGGGAGCGACGAGUUGCUCAGAACCCUCAGAAACGGACUUCGCACCACCGCGCUGCUGUACCGUCUAUGAAUUGGAACCAUGAGCGAGAGGAUUCAACAGGUGGUGUCCAACCCACUAGUGUUGUGGACGCAAUUGCCCAAACGAUGGUUGGUGAAUGGAUGUUCAAGUACGUUCGUCGACGUAAGUCUUUCGGCAUGGGCGAGUCCAAGGAACCUUGGGAAGGUAAAAACCCCGACGAGGUAUCUGCCAACAUCACCAACAGCGGUGUGCGGCACAAGCGAUGGGUUUGGCUUGCGCCUUAUGAGGGUUCCAUAAUGUGGAGCAGCAAGCAACCGACCAGUGGACCUGCCUUACUGGGCAAGAGUGGGCGGAAAUUCACCAUUCAAUCCGUGCUAGAUGUCAAAGACGACAACCCUAUGCCCAAGGGCUCCGGAACCCCAACCCCAUUCAACCGCUCAAUCCUCGUCCUCACCCCUCAACGCGCUCUCAAAUUCACAGCUCUGACAGUAGAGCGCCACUACGUCUGGCUAACAGCCCUAUCCUUCCUCAGCCACUCCUCAAUGGGCCUACACGACCUCGCCGCCGUCCCACCCGCACCAACAGGCGAAAUGCCCGGCUCACCCACACCACCAACAGCCAGUCUCCGCCGCAACCCAAUCCGCGACUCAAUCCGCGUUGCAAAAGGUCGACCAAGACCCAUGCCAAAGGGCAAACGAUCCUUUGGCAACGCACCCGACCCCGUCCCCGAAAUUCCAACAGCAGACGACGACCUAGCAGCCGACCCUCCUCACGUCCCACGCUUCUCAAACCACAACCGCAAGCGCAGCAACACAAGCACAGCUCCCCGACCCCCACCAGCCAUCCACGCUAUCCGAAGCUUCUCCAGCGCAGGAACAAUGGCCACAAUGCCCUCCUCACACAGCGGCUCGUCAGACCCAUACUUCUCGCCCGCCCCAAUCCCACCACCAGCCCUGCCCCCGGGUAUCGGCAGUGGGCGCAGCAGUAUUAGUCGGACUUCUGAAGCUAGUGGACGCGCUUCUAGUGCCGGUGCGAGCAAUAUGUUUGAUGUUGGUACGGUGCGCAUGGAAGCUUUCAUCGAUCAUCAUGCUGAGCAGAUUAAUCGGCCUCGUGGGGUUCCUUCGGUGUGUGCACCGUCUGCGGCUUCGACGAGGGGAAGAAAGACUUCUAGUCAGUUUAGUCAUGGGAGAUACGAGUUUGAUGCACCUUCUGUUGAUGGGGGGGGUGAGCUUUCGUUUCGGUCGGAUCCGUUUCGGGGGUUCUGA